CGUUGGGGAAUUCUCCAUAGAUUAUUCUUCUCAGAAAAGCAAUAAUUUAUCGUGGGGUUAUUUGUUAUUCUGAACAUCUGUGUUCUCUGUUUAUAAAUAAAGUAUUUAAAGGGGGUUUCAAGAUCAAGAACGGGUAGUACCUUCAUUGAGUUGAAGGUGUUGAGAUCUUGUUUCCAUGAUGUUUGCUGCGAUAUUCCUGCUUGCCUUCUUAGGCUUAAGCCAAACAGUUCUAGCAGAGGAUUCUCCAUCGUCCAAUCCUAUAGUAUCAGCUAAAUUCGGAAAAUUCCAAGGUGCGCUUCUGCAAAAUUCAUUUGGGAAACCAAUUUACUCAUUCAGAGGUAUCAGAUAUGCACAAGCUCCUAUCAAAGAGCUAAGGUUCCAACCUCCAGUGCCUGUCAAAAAAUAUGAAGGAGUUUAUGAUGCCAAAAACGAUGGCCCUGCUUGUCCACAACCAGGGUUACAAGACCCUAUAUCUGAAGAUUGUUUGAUAUUGAAUGUCUACACAACUAAGUUGCCUGAUGGAAAAGAAAACCCAAAAAGACCUGUUAUAAUACAUUUACAUGCUGGUGGAUUCUAUAGUGUGAAUAGUAGAAGCAAUUGGGCAGGACCUCAGUAUUUCAUGAACCAAGACAUCGUUCUAGUCACCCUCAAUUACAGAUUGGGUGCUCUUGGUUUCCUAAGUACUGGCGACAAAGAAGCGAUUGGCAAUAACGGCUUGAAAGAUCAAGUGGUUGCUAUGAGAUGGGUUAAAGAAAACAUCGAAGCUUUUGGUGGAGACCCCAACUCAGUAACCAUUUUUGGCUACAGCGCAGGAGCAAUGAGUGUGACUCUUCAUCUGGUGUCACCAAUGUCUAAAGGACUCUUCCACAAGGCCAUCAUCAGCAGUUCUUCAUCGCUUGGUAACUUCCCUGUAGGAAGACACCAAUUGGACGUUAGUAAAAGGCAAGCCAAGCUUUUCAAAUGUCCAGUCGAUUCAACAGCCGAUAUGGUAAAAUGUCUUAGGGAGAAGCCAGCGAAAGAAAUUGGAGAUUCUUUACCUAAACUUUUCGAGAUUGGUUAUGAUUCUGAUCUUCUCUGGAAGCUGGUUGAACCUGUUCUUCUCUGGAAGCCUGUGGUUGAACCAGAUUUUGGCCAAGAAAGGUUUUUGACAGAUCACCCAAUAAAAUUGAUCCAAGAAGGAAAAUUCCACAACGUUCCAGUUUUGGCUGGAAUAACUGCUGAAGAGUUUGGCUUCAAAUCAAUCGAUUUGCUUCAAAACCCUGGUCAUCUCCAAACCUUGACGAGUGAUUGGGAAAAAUACGCUCCAAUAUUUUUCUUAUAUGAGAGAGAUACAGAUCGUUCAAAAACCAUCAGUAAAGGACUCAAAUCAUUCUACUUCGGCAACAAAAAAAUUGAUAAUUCCACGCAGAAGGAGUUAUCUGAUUUGUACAAUGAAGCUCAAAGUGGAUUUGCAGUGAAUAGAGCUGUUAAGUUAUUAGCAGCGAAGAAUAAGCAAUCUGUGUUCUACUACAGAUUCAGCUAUAAGGGAAAAUAUAGUCACUAUUAUCUUCCUGGAACAAACAACACAGAAACUUAUGGAGCUGUCCACCACGACGACCUGAUUUACCUAUUUUACGUUUCCACCCUGUUCCCACAAUUCCAGAAGACAGACAAAGAAUUCAGGACAGUCACCAAGAUUACAACCAUGUGGAGUAAUUUUGCAAGAACUGGAAAACCUAUUCCUGAGACCUGUGGAAGGCUUGACCAUGCAGAAUGGGAACCUUACAAUUUGAAAACCCAGAAAUAUAUGGAUAUUGGAGAAGUUCUGAAACCAUCUGAGAAACUCUACGAAAACCGUUAUGCCGAAUGGGAAAAAUUGUUACCACUUUCUAUUUACCAGAAGGUGGAUGAUAUAUCUUAUUGAUAACCUUUUGAAUUUUGUGUUUGGAUCUAAUUAUUACAUUUAGUAAAAGUU
Molecule: messenger RNA, 1954 nt
Organism: Harmonia axyridis
Lineage: Eukaryota; Metazoa; Arthropoda; Insecta; Coleoptera; Coccinellidae
Product: esterase E4-like
Exons: 10
Coding region: 176-1903 (575 amino acids)
Source: RefSeq, a predicted model, not a curated record